Molecule: messenger RNA, 2054 nt
Organism: Otolemur garnettii (small-eared galago)
Lineage: Eukaryota; Metazoa; Chordata; Mammalia; Primates; Galagidae
Gene: MOB1B
Product: MOB kinase activator 1B
Exons: 7
Coding region: 1-819 (272 amino acids)
Biological process (GO): hippo signaling; positive regulation of protein phosphorylation
Cellular component (GO): cytoplasm; nucleus
Molecular function (GO): protein kinase activator activity
Source: RefSeq, a predicted model, not a curated record
AUGGGCCAGGUGGCGGGUCGGGGCCUCUGUGACAGCCUGGGGUCUUCGGGAGGCGGGUCUGGAGCCGCCUUGACCCCGAAGCGCCUCCUUUCAGAGCGCAGCCCUGAUAAGACGGCCACCAAGGCCACCAAUGUGGGCGGGACUAGCGGGGAGGAAAGGGCAGGGACAUGGGCCAACCAGAUUGGUAGUCGCUCUUCUAAAACUUUUAAACCAAAGAAGAAUAUUCCAGAAGGUUCUCACCAGUAUGAACUCUUAAAACACGCAGAAGCCACACUUGGCAGUGGCAACCUCCGGAUGGCUGUCAUGCUUCCUGAAGGGGAGGAUCUAAAUGAGUGGGUCGCAGUCAACACUGUGGAUUUCUUCAAUCAGAUCAACAUGCUGUAUGGAACCAUCACAGACUUCUGCACAGAAGAGAGCUGUCCUGUGAUGUCAGCCGGCCCCAAAUAUGAGUAUCACUGGGCAGAUGGAACAAACAUAAAGAAGCCUAUUAAGUGCUCUGCACCAAAGUACAUUGAUUACCUGAUGACUUGGGUUCAGGAUCAGUUGGAUGAUGAGACCUUAUUUCCAUCAAAAAUUGGUGUCCCAUUUCCGAAGAAUUUCAUGUCUGUGGCAAAAACUAUCCUGAAGCGCCUCUUCAGGGUUUAUGCUCACAUUUAUCAUCAGCACUUCGACCCUGUGAUUCAGCUGCAGGAGGAAGCGCAUCUCAAUACAUCUUUCAAGCACUUUAUUUUUUUUGUCCAGGAAUUCAACCUUAUUGAUAGAAGAGAACUCGCACCACUCCAGGAACUGAUUGAAAAACUCACCUCAAAGGACAGAUGAGGGACACAGAGCAGUGGAGAUCGUUCCUCAAAUGAUGCCCUGUGCAGUGUCUUUGGGGUUCUGUUGUAUUUUGUUUUUAUCUGGAUUGUUUCUGUCUUAGGUUUGGGGCUUGUUUGGGUUCCUUCUUCUUUAUUCUGAAUGUAUAAAACCAUUUUCUGUUGCCAGAGAAAGCAAGAACGUUCUCUAUACAUUUGAUUGGGGUAAAUUUUGUCUUAGUAGCAUUUGGUAUUUUAUUUUUUUAACUUGGUUUUGGUUACUUGAGGAGUUUUUAAAUAAUAGUGUGUGCUGAACAGAAAUGCUUAUUGAUUGAACUGCCAAUGGAUGGAGUUCUGUGUUAUGUAAAUUGUGGCCCAUUUUGAAGUCCCCAAAAGACUUAUGUUUUUAAGUGCCUUGGUAGGCUCACUUCUGAGGUACAAAGCACAGAUAACAGUAUAGAACUGAACAGGGCUCGAAACAAUAUUAGGAUUACUUCCCAGGGCACUUACUGGUGCAUGUUGUAAAAUAUCUGUGACAAAAGCCAUAGUUUACCUAAAUUGAUGAUCUCCAGCUUUUACUACUUUGAAGAAAUAGAAUUUAUAAGGACAUGCAUGUAGAACAUAAAAACACAGUAUUUCUUAAUUAUUUUUUAUAUUGACAGUAGUAUGUUCUGUUCAACAAGUGCUUUAAGUUCUUUUUUCAUCUCCUGAUAUCUGUGAUACUGAGAUGUGAGGAUAUUGAAAUGUAAUACGCAUUUUGGCUUUUUCCACAUGUUAACUGCACUGUAGGUGAAGAAUUCAGGUCAUAUAUAGGAUUGCCGUCCUCAGAGGUGAUGCUGAACUGUGAGGUUUCUCAGCAGUUGCCAAAUGAGCCAUAAGUCUGCAGAAGCCCCUUCUCCUUUGAAGAGGAGGGGAUAGAAGUGUGUGUGGUUGGGGGUGGGUGAGGGAAGGGAAAUUAAGUUUGGAAAGUCAAGUUCUAGAAAGUCCUGUCUUAAAACCCUUGAGUAGAAUGGUGUGAAGUAUUAGUCAAUUACUUAUAAACAAGUCUUAGAGACUUCUUUUUAGGAAGCAACUUCCAUGAGAAGUUAAAAAUAAAUUAAUAAUUUUAAGUAUAGACAUUAAAGAUAGAAUAUAAGGACUGUUUGGGGGAAAUUGAUCACUUUUUAACAUUUCCAUUCAGUGAAUGGAGCUGAUGUUUGGCUAUCAUUUUAAAAUGAUACAGUACCUUCUUUACUUAUCCUAGGCCUAAUUUGAAGCAUU